AUGUACCAGCAAUUUCUUGCAACCAUGACAUCGAUUUUCACACUGGCUCGUUGGUUCGGCGUACCAACUUACGGCGGUCGCUUGGCGCUGUUCUACAGCCUGGUGCUACUAUCAAUGCUUAUAGCAUUAGAAGCUGGUUCUAUACGGAAACUGGUGCGGCUUCUCACUGGAGUAGCUAGGAACACCUCAGGAGGUCGCGGUUUCAUAGCCCGUCUCUCCGGUACGGUAUUCUAUGGCAACGCCCUCCUUUCUUUAUGUCUGUCAUGGCAAAUGGCUUACAAGUGGCGUACUCUAUCAGUGUACUGGCUAUACACUGAGACCAGGGGCCCGUACCUACCACCAAACGAGCAUAUACGGAGGAAAGUCAUUUGGAUCGCGAGCUUCAUUGGCGUUUGUGCUGUUGUGGAGCAUGUCCUAUCCAUGAUGUCUGCGACUGGUUUCAACAUACCACCUGGAGAAUACUUCCAGCGAUACAUACUCUCCUCACACGGGUUCCUGCUUCAAAACUACGAAUACAACCUGUGGUUGGCGAUCCCGAUCUUUAUUCUCAGCAAGUACGCGACGAUCCUCUGGAACUUCCAGGAUCUGGUAGUGAUUUUGCUGAGUGUGGGUCUGGCGUCCCGCUACAGACGACUCAAUGCUGCUGUGGCUGGUGCCGUGCGGGAGGAGAGGAUGGGAAAAGAACGAAUCAAGGGUGCUAUAGACGUCAGCAAUCGGCUGCGCGUCUGGCGGAAGAUCAGGGAAGGCUACGUGCAGCAGGCGGCGUUGGUGCGGAGAGUGGACACCGAGAUUGGCUCCCUGAUUCUGCUCUGUAACCUGAACAAUCUGUUCUUUAUUUGCCUGCAACUGUUUUUGGGUAUAAGAAUAUCACACACAUCAGUAACCGAUACAGUAUACUACUUCGCAUCUUUGGGCUGGCUGCUGCUGCGGGCGGGCGGCGUCGUGCUGUCGGCUGCCGACGUCAACCUGCACUCCAAACGCGCGCUGACAGCAAUCAGCCGCUGUCCGUGCAGCGCUUAUAAUGUUGAGAUAAAAAGGCUGAAGCAGCAGCUCAUCCACGACGAGGUGGCUCUGAGUGGGAAAGGCUUCUUCUACCUGGACCGACAGAUGUUACUAGAGGUAGCAGCCGCCAUAGUGAAAUAUGAACUAAUGCUUAUUCAGUACGACCAAUAA
Messenger RNA from Aricia agestis (brown argus), 1173 nucleotides. Its product is annotated as gustatory receptor for sugar taste 64a-like. The coding region runs from base 1 to 1173 and encodes 390 amino acids. The record is from RefSeq and is a predicted model, not a curated record. Gene Ontology annotation, biological process: detection of chemical stimulus involved in sensory perception of taste; sensory perception of chemical stimulus. The transcript is spliced from 9 exons. Gene Ontology annotation, cellular component: membrane. Lineage: Eukaryota; Metazoa; Arthropoda; Insecta; Lepidoptera; Lycaenidae. Gene Ontology annotation, molecular function: taste receptor activity.